Messenger RNA from Populus trichocarpa (black cottonwood), 2262 nucleotides. Its product is annotated as NAC domain-containing protein 91. Bases 151 to 1977 code for a protein of 608 amino acids. NCBI's taxonomy places the organism in Eukaryota, Viridiplantae, Streptophyta, Magnoliopsida, Malpighiales, Salicaceae. The record is from RefSeq and is a predicted model, not a curated record. Gene Ontology annotation, molecular function: DNA binding. Gene Ontology annotation, biological process: regulation of DNA-templated transcription. The transcript has 6 exons.
GGUUGGGUUCCAAGAGGCCUUCACUUUCUCUGUAGUUUCCUUCAAAUGUCAUUAAUGGAGCCCUUAAAAUAUCUUCAAGACUGAAUCUUUUAUCCUCUAUUCGUCUUCUCUUUGUAAAUUGGGUGAAGGGUUUUUUUUUCUUUGAAAACCAUGGCUGUUUUCUCUUUGAACUUGAAUUCACUGCCCUUAGGCUUUAGAUUCAGACCAUCAGAUGAAGAACUAGUUAAUUACUACUUAAGACACAAAAUCAAUGGAAAAGAUGAUAAAGUUAGAGUUAUUCGUGAAAUCGAUGUCUGCAAAUGGGAACCUUGGGACUUACCAGGCUUGUCGAUAAUAGAGAACAAGGAUCCAGAGUGGUUUUUUUUCUGUCCAUUAGACAGGAAGUAUCCAAAUGGAUCGAGGCAGAAUAGAGCAACAAAUGCUGGGUAUUGGAAGGCAACUGGCAAGGAUAGGAAGAUAAAGUCUGGAAAUAGAUUGAUUGGAAUGAAGAAGACUCUAGUAUUUUAUACUGGACGUGCUCCUAAGGGGAAGAGGACUAAUUGGGUUGUGCAUGAGUAUCGUGCUACUGAAGAGGAGCUUGAUGGAACUAAGCCUGGCCAGAGUGCCUUUGUUCUUUGUCGUUUGUUUAAGAAACAAGAUGAGAGCAUUGAGAGUCCGAACUGUGAUGAAGCUGAAGCUACUGUUUCGUCUCCGACCACAGCUCAAUCGUCUCCAGAAGUUACACAAUCUGAUCAACCACUGACUGAAGCAUCUCCGGCAAAUACAACAACCUCUGAGGUUGUAGCGCCAGUUGAAUUUCCAAGCUGCAGCGUUGGUGUUUCUGAAGGAGGAGAUCAAACUGCUGAUUUACCCGCUUCUGAGGAGGAGCUACAGCUGGAAGAAGCCUUGAAUUGGUUAUUUGACUCCCCACCACAGGCUCUAGAUUACGAACUUUUUCCACCAGUCCAUGAGCAGGUCCAAGAAGCAGUGGGAUCUUCCUCCAUGUUUAAUCAUGGCAACAACGAUUUGAGCAGCAGUAACAGAGGGCUGCAAUCUCAUAAUGUUGGAAAUGAAACAGAUGACUAUACCUCUGAAUUCAUUGAUUCCAUACUUAAGCAGCCAGAUGAACUCUUUUAUGAGGUGCCUAGCUUUCAGAACAAUUCAUCAUUUCCAAGUGAGAGCCUUUUUAGGGGCAGCUUGCUCCGUGUUGUUGAGGACAAUGUAUCUUACAGUGGCUCGGAUGUUGACAUGGAACCAAUUAGGAUUGAACAAGGGUUUCAGGGUGCUGUCUUUCCUGAGGGGAACAUUGACGAGAAGCCUUCUUCAACUCUGCUUUAUGAUAGUAAUGUGCAUCAGCAGCCGAUCUAUCUGGGUUCAUUACAAAAUGGAUCUUACGCCCUGCAAAGUGUAGCAUCAAUUUCUGCCACAGACCAGCUCAAUACUCUCAACAAACCAAGCAACAGUACGAAUGAAGUUGGUGGUAGUGACACUAAUUGGAAUGGAAUAAGGACCAGGGUUCACAAUCCACGAAAUCGACAAUUUGGCAGGAAUUUCAAUACACAAGGUGAUGCACCAAGAAGAUUGCGUCUGCAGUGUAAGCUCCAAGUCCAACCAAUUCAGUUCAGCACAAAGUCAGAAGAUUUUAACUCUGGAGAAGGAGAACUUGAAUACGAGUGUAUUGUGACAAAGGAGAUCAAAGUUAGUGAAACCAAUGCCAUGGAUGAAGACAGUUAUACUAAUGCCAUGGAUGAACAGCUGAAACCUACCCUUGUCAAAGUUAGUGAAACCAUUAAAUUUUCUGAAGAACUGAUACCUAACAAUGGAACAGCCGUGAAGAAUAAUCGUUCUAUGCUCAGCAAGGUUUCAUUUAUGUUCUCGAAGGCUUCUUCUGCUUGUGAUUCCAUCUGGUCGAUUACCAUGUUUAGGGUAGCUGUUUUAGCAGUUUUGUUUGCAGUCUCAGUGAGCAGAUGUAGAUACUUUUUUCUCGAUACCGCUUAGGGACCUUUUCUCUGUUCAGUUUUCCCGGUUUAGUUUUUUCUUUUUUUCGGGGUGGGUUUACUAAUUAAGCUUAUGGGAUAGAUUUUGUAGGCCACUAUUGAUGUAUAUUAUCUCAAGUAGUCUGUUAACUUACUAUUGAGUCCUAUCUGUUUAUAUUCGACAUUUUACCAGUUCAAGCUUUUUUGUAUGUCUUGUUUAUAGAGGCUUAAUUUCAUGCCUAUGUUGGCAUAUUUCUGUAUAAAAAUCUUUUGGUGCUUGAAUAUUUAUGGAAUUAUUGUAUGGAUA